CCUUUACCCUCUAGGCUCAAAGGCGUUCAUUCUCCACAGGGUGUCUCAUGCGAUUAGGAGAUCUUUUGGCUGCAAUCUCAGAAACCUGUCAAGAUGGCCGAUGUCUUGGGCCCGGAGAAGGCUGAGGAGCCUCGUUCUCCUGUGGAUGCCGUUACUCCAAUUACGGCUGUGAUCCCGCCGACGCCGACAACGUUGGAACAGAAUGAACCGUUCGUCAGAGAAAGUACAGAGCCAUACCAUCCAGCCUCUCCCUAUGACCCUCCAUCCCCUGCCAAAACAGAAGAUCCCAUUGACGGUGAGGACCGUCCACCCAAACGAGCGGGAACAGGGAAGUCCAAGAUAGUCGCACUUGAUUCGGACGUCUCCGGCUCAGAAAGUGAGUCGGAUGUCGAGCAAGCUUAUCUAAGUGUCUAUAAAGAGGACUCAACUACGAAACAGGAGCAGGUCAUGAGACGAGCGGUAGCAUCAGUACGAUAUGCCGCCAGGCUUGAAAGCCGCGUGUCAGCUUUGGAGAAAGAGCUACGCAAUAUCCGCGGCGAAGACAAACCGGUUUCUAAGCGCGCAAAGUCAUUUCAGCCUCCAGUUCAUGAAGUCGCUAGCCGCUACCUUGGUUGGGAUGAGUUCAAGCCCAAACCGGCGCCCGUAUUACCUAAUGAGACGGGAUUUCAUAACUUUCGCCCAGAUCCGACACCUGGAUCGGUGCUUGAAAUCCUGGUAGAAGAGCCCGGAAAGGUUAGAGCACAGACGAGCAAGCAGAAUCCGAAUGAACAUGUGCAAAUCUCGGACGAGCCAGAAGGGGCGGUGGAGAUGGACUUUCAUUCCCCGCCUCCUGGCUGGUUGAAAUCUGGAAGGCCUCCUCCAAGAUUAAGGAUCCGCUCGAAACCUCUCUUGACCGUUUUGAAAAGUGUGACCAACAGUAACUGGGCCCUAAGGCAUGGCAAAUUGGUCUUUUUGCGUCCUUACAAGACCUUCGUGACAAACGAACAGAAAAUACGGGAGGCUUUCCGCAAUCUCGAAGCGAAAUAUGAACGGCCGAAGACCCCGAUUGAUAGGACUGAUGUCUUCGAAGCAAAGUUCGAUGGAUCGCCGGCGGUGAAACGGACCAGUCCUGGAGGGCCGGAGACAAAUGUCGUAGGAGAUGACGAUGACGAAACAAUCGAUUCCCAAACGGCAUACGAGCACAUGAAGCUCUUCAUGCAGUUCAUGGAUCAAGAUCUGAAAAGUAUCUUGGAUUUGCGCGGCCGAAUUCAAGAAGGAAGUCUGGAGACGAUUGCUUUCGAUGAUCUUUGGCAUCUGUUCCAGAUUGGACAAGAGGUUGUUGCUGCUGGACAAGAGCAAGGAUCGCUGGCAAUCUAUCGAGUUCUCACCUAUACUGGCGGUCGAGAACUUACAUACAGCGUCGUUGAUCCUCCUAAAAACCCUCCAUCCAACUCCCUUGGUCCUGGUAAUUGGUAUGGGGCGUUCGCAGUUCAAUGCUGGUCACUCACAUUUGACGGCGAAGUCUACAUUCCCCAGGGAAAGACAUUUGGCAUUCAGCGAUAUGAAGGGGAACGGAAAGUUACCGAUCUUGCCGUGUAUCCGUUGCAUUUCGAUUCCAAGCGGGCGGCGCUUCGCAAUCAACUUGAGGGCCGAGGACGAGUUUUCAUGGACGUUGCUAGCAAGAAGACGACCCAUAGACGGUAUGCCGGCCCAAAUCUAGACGAAGAUGCGCGUGGCGAGCAGAUCAACUCCGAAGUCAUCAUUGACUUCAAAGAGGCCUUUGAGCAGAAAGAGGAUUGGGAGCCGAUCAAGUUGAACCCGGACUUGGACCUCAUCGAUCACGAUAAUCGAGAGUGGGCUGAAAUGUACAGCGACAAUCGGUUCUGCCGUUACGCCAACUGCUGCACGGGUGAUCCAGUCGAGAACGACUUCUCCGUGGACCUGGCGAACGAGCGGAAUUUUUUGCGACCGAACAAGCAUUUGUUCGAACCGCGGAAGGAGAUCGACGGCGAUGAGGAUGCUAUUUUGCUUCCUGAUCGUGUCUAUGCUUAUCUUUUGGUCACAAGGAAAUGGGCGAUUAUUAGCACCUCGGAAAAGAACUUGCAAAGCCCAACCGCAUACGACCCCUGGGAUGACCUUGUCCUUCCUGCGGAUCACAAAGAGACUGUGGAGGCCCUCGUCCGUCAACAUUUGGCCCGCGAAGAAGCAGUCAAUGGUGGCCGGGGCGCUGACAGCACGUUCGGUGAUUUCAUAUCGUCCAAAGGAAGGGGUUUGGUUUUCCUAUUGCACGGCCCCCCUGGGAUAGGAAAGACGAGUACCGUGGAAUGCAUCACGGCGCGAGUCGGAAAACCACUAUAUUCUUUGACCUCCGGCAACCUGGGCACGUCUCCAGAGAAGGUGGAGGACAAUCUGAGGUGGCAUUUCAGCCUUGCUGACAAGUGGGGAUGUGUUCUUCUGCUCGACGAAGCGGACGUCUUCUUGCAACGGCGGGUUGCGAACCAAAUCAAUAUUAAUGCCAUCGUAUCAGUUUUCCUUCGGCAGCUUGAGUACUACAAUGGAAUCUUGUUCUUGACUACAAAUCGGGUUGGAGACAUCGACGCAGGCUUCAAGUCCAGAAUUCAUGUGACUCUCGAGUACAAGCCGCUUGACCUUGAUACCACUAUGCAAAUCUACCAAAAUCGUCUGGAUCGUGUAGUCAGGGGCUUUGAGGGUCGCAAGACGAAAUCGGGUUCGAAACCCAAGGUUAAAACAAACGAGAUCCUUGAUUGGGCCGAGCAACAUUAUAUUGCAAGUUCAGAGAAGCGACGGCAGUGGAACGGGAGGUCAGUUUUAUCAAUCCAUGACUCUCCCUUUGCCCCCCGCUUUCGUCCCCUCCGCCCCCCAGACCUACAACAUUUACAUUCUCAGUGUGGAAUAUCUCGCUAAUCCUUUCUACUCAGGCAAAUUCAAAAUGCAUUCGAGACG
Messenger RNA from Eremomyces bilateralis CBS 781.70, 2943 nucleotides. RefSeq lists its product as uncharacterized. Lineage: Eukaryota; Fungi; Ascomycota; Dothideomycetes; Eremomycetales; Eremomycetaceae. Gene Ontology annotation, molecular function: ATP binding; ATP hydrolysis activity. The coding region runs from base 94 to 2904 and encodes 936 amino acids. The transcript is spliced from 4 exons. The record is from RefSeq and is a predicted model, not a curated record.